AUGGCAAAUAGGAAAUCUGGUCUGAUCAGGAAGGGUGAGGACCUGACUGGUAUUAAAGUAGAAGAUCUAAAAGAGGAAGAGGAGGAGAUGUAUGUGAUGGGUGAUCACCCGUGUAAGGAGGUGGAAAUCCCUACAGAUAUCGGCACAGAUGGGGCCAGUAACGGGAAUACCCCAGAGAGAUGUCCCCGUCCUCUGUAUUCCCAGGAUCACACAGAGGAGAAUCACAGUGUCCCACAGGAGGGUCAGGGUGAGGACCGGACUGAUUAUAAAGUAGAAGAUAUAAAAGAGGAAGAGGAGACGUAUGUGUGUGGUGAUCAGCAAUGUAAGGAGGAGGAAAUCCCUAAAUAUAUCAUCACAGAAAUAUUGGCAGAUGGACACAACAGCAGGAAUAACUCAUGGCAACAUCUCCUUACUGCUCCAGAUUGCAAACUAGAAGAUAAAGACAUGAUGAGUUUUACACAGAAAUCGGGUCUCGUCAGGCAUCGGAAAACUCACAUAGGUGUAAAGCCAUGCUCCUAUUAUGAAUGCAGAAAAUGUUACGAGUCUUUCCUUAUUCCCAAUCACAGAGUUCACAAAGAUAAAACGUCAUAUCUAUGCACUGAGUGUGGGGCCUGUUUUCCACAUCAAUCCAAACUUGCUAGACAUAUGAGGAAUCACACGGGGGAGAAACCGUUUCCCUGCUCUGACUGCGGGAAACGCUUUAAACAGAAUGCAGAUCUUAUUAAGCAUCAGAGAACUCACACAGGGGAGAAGCCGUUUUCGUGUCCCGACUGUGGGAAAUGUUUUACACGCAAACAAACUCUUGUUUGCCAUCAGCGAACUCACACAGGCGAGAAGCCGUAUCCCUGUUCUGAGUGUGGGAAAUGUUUUACACGUAAACCUAGUCUAAUUUGCCAUCAACGAACUCACACAGGCGAGAAGCCGUUUACCUGUUCUGAGUGUGAGAGAGGUUUCCGUUUUCAAUCGUGUCUUAUCAAACAUCAGAGAAGUCACACAGUAGAGAAGCUGUUCCUAUGCUUUCAGUGUGGGAAAUGUUUUACCUGUAAAUCAAGCCUUUCUUACCAUCAACGAAUUCACACAGUUAGUAAGUCGUUUGCAUGUUCUGAAUGUGGCAAAUGUUUUCGGUUCCAAGUAAGUCUUAAUAAGCAUCAGAGAGUUCACACAGGUGAGAUGCCAUUUACUUGUUCUGACUGUGGGAAACGUUUUCGGUUCCAACCAAAUCUUAUUACACAUCAGAGAAGCCACAGACUUGAGGACAAACCUACGUUGUAA
This is a messenger RNA of Pseudophryne corroboree (corroboree frog), 1272 nucleotides long. Its product is annotated as oocyte zinc finger protein XlCOF6.1-like. The transcript has 6 exons. Gene Ontology annotation, molecular function: DNA-binding transcription factor activity, RNA polymerase II-specific; RNA polymerase II cis-regulatory region sequence-specific DNA binding. The record is from RefSeq and is a predicted model, not a curated record. Bases 1 to 1272 code for a protein of 423 amino acids. NCBI's taxonomy places the organism in Eukaryota, Metazoa, Chordata, Amphibia, Anura, Myobatrachidae. Gene Ontology annotation, biological process: regulation of transcription by RNA polymerase II.